Molecule: messenger RNA, 1112 nt
Organism: Lathyrus oleraceus (garden pea)
Lineage: Eukaryota; Viridiplantae; Streptophyta; Magnoliopsida; Fabales; Fabaceae
Product: FCS-Like Zinc finger 8
Exons: 2
Coding region: 204-968 (254 amino acids)
Source: RefSeq, a predicted model, not a curated record
AUUAUUAUACAUUCGAAUAAUAUAAUGAAUAUGAUCUCUCUCUCUCUCUUUAUUCUAUGUCAAAAGUUUCCAUCUUUUUCUUCUCUUUCUUUCUGUUUUUUUCUCCACAAAGUUUCUGAAUUAAAGCUGAAAAUUUAACCAAUUUUGCAGUACAUAGAUUCUUUUUCCUUUUUUCAUCUUAGAAGUGAUUAAAAUAAGCACUUAUGCUGCUUAGAAACAGAUCAAGAGCUGUAACCAAACAAAGUCUAAUGGGUGAACAACAAUCACCAAGUCAAAACUUCACAAACACAAUCCCUUCUCUAUUUGGUUCAUCAAACUAUAGAGACUUUCAUUUCACUUCCAAAAAAGCUGAAUCUUUGAUAAGUCCAACAUCGAUUCUUGACACAAAAGCUUUAUCUCAUUUUGAGAAUCCUUUCUCAGUUAACAAUAGGAACAACAACAACAACAACAAAGUUUGUAGCUCAAGGGACAAACUAGAUUCGAAAAACGUAGGACUUGGUCUUGUUGGUGUUCUAAAAGAUGAACAGCCUUUUCAUCAAAAUUCUGAAAAAAUAAGGAAUAGAAAAGUUCUGUUUGGAACUGAUCAGCUUAGAGUGAAAAUCCCUCCUCUACCAACUUCCACGUUUGAGUCAAAAAGUGAUUUUGGUAGCAAAAUGAAUUAUUCUUCAUCAUCAGAAAAAGGUGUUCUUAGUUUGAGUGAAAUGGAGGUUUAUGAAGAAUACACAUGUGUGAUAUCUCAUGGAGCAAAUCCAAAAACAACACAUAUAUUCGAUAAUUGUGUUGUGGGAAGUUACUGUUCUGUCCCUAAUAGUCCUCACUCUUUUUCACUUGAUUUUCUUAGCUUUUGUUACACUUGCAAAAUUCAUCUUCAGCAUACAAAAGACAUCUUCAUUUACAGAGGAGAAAAAGCUUUUUGCAGUCAAGAAUGUCGUAACCAAGAGAUGAUGUUAGAUGAAGGAGAAAAUUAAGAAAUUAAUUUUGCGUUUUUAUAUAUAUUUUUUUUAUGUUCUAUUUGUGUGAUUUUUUCUUGUUGUAUCCUGCAAAUAGAGAUAAAAGAGGAUGUAUUAUUGUAGAGUUCAUUUCAAGAAAUAAGUACUAAUAUUACUAUUGAA